Cercopithifilaria johnstoni is the source of this 2088-nucleotide messenger RNA. NCBI's taxonomy places the organism in Eukaryota, Metazoa, Nematoda, Chromadorea, Rhabditida, Onchocercidae. The record is from the annotation of a GenBank genome assembly.
AUGCCACACGUUGGAGCGAUUGUUACCAGUCAAAAUUUGACAAAUACAGCAAGCUUUUUGCCACCUGAUAUAAUCGGUUGGGAAAAGCGGAAUACUGUUUUAAUGCAUCCAGAAACAAUGGCUAAACUUCACGUAUCACCUCGUGGACCUUGCUGGUUAACAAAUAUUGAUGCUAAUUGUAACAAGAGUGCUGCUAAUGCACAAUGCGUAACAGUUUGGCCAUGUGAUGAGGUCAAAGAAAUGCAUAUUUUCUUUCAAAAAGCUCGAGUUUGUGUGAAGUAUCGGUUAAUUGUUGUGGGUAUCGAAAACAUUAAAAAUGUUUCAACUAUACAAUUACACCCGUCAUCUGGAAGGCAUUUUUUGCCCAUUUAUGCCAAAAAACAUUUCUGUGAUUAUAUGGCGGUUUAUCUAUCGAAUGGAUAUUUAGGAAUCAGUGUACCGGUACACGUUUAUUAUUAUGGACAAGAGCACAGCUUCGAAAUUGUGUUAUCGGAAACGGAAAUGUUGAAAAUGCUGAAAAUUUCAUCUGACUUAUCAUCAGUCAUGUUGCUAAGGCCCAAACUGGAUUGCACUUAUCACGUGGUUGAUAAUACGGCAGCAGCAACUAGUUCCUCUCCUCUCACUUUUGAAGAGUUUGGUGGGGCGGAAAAUGCUAAGAAGGAAAUUGAAGAAGCUUUGAUAAAACCAUUAAAAGUAGGAAAAGAAGCAUGUUCAGUGAUUUUAUCAGGAUAUACAGGAUGUGGAAAAACGUUGUUUUUGCGUAUAAUACAAGAGUAUUUACGAGAUAAAGCUCUUUGGUUGUCGAAGAGAGAAUUCGAAGAUUUCCUCGAGAAUGGCGCAGUAAAUUACGACCAGAAGAUGGCGUUGCUGGUGGAUGAUUUUGACAAUAUGAAGCAGUACAAUGAAAAGCUAUGCAAUUUUAUGGAUACAUAUACGAAUUUCUCAUUCGUAUUAGCUGUACGUAAUGUCGAAGCCAUUGGCCUGCCAUUAAGAGGAAGAUUUCCGUGUGAAGUAGAAUUACUGGUGCCAUCACUACCAGAAAGGAUGGAAAUUCUACGUUUGUUACUCAAAAGGAAGCAGUUAAAAUUGUCCUCAUCCGAAGAACUGAUAAAAGAUAUUGCUCAGAAAAGUCACGGUUAUACGGGUGGUGAUUUAAAAGCAGUUGUUCAUCGCGUCUGUGCUAAUUUUGAAUCCACCGGUGAUAAGAAUGAAUUAUUUCAUUGUUUCGAUAUUGCUUUGAAGCGCGUACGUCCAACGGGUAUUCGGCAGUUUGUGCUUCAGGUACCUGAUGUCAAUUGGGAAGACAUUGGAGGGAAUCGGGAAUUAAAGAUGAAAAUUGAACAGGCAAUUUUGUGGCCGUAUCGAUAUCCGGAAAUUUUCGAGCGUUUCGCUUCGAAACCUCCAUCCGGCAUACUGUUAUACGGACCACCCGGUUGCAGCAAAACCUUAAUAGCACGAGCAAUUGCAUCACAGUCACACAUGAACUUUUUAGCAGUAAAAGGACCAGAAUUGUUCAGUAAAUGGGUUGGGGAAUCGGAAAGAGCUGUACGAGAGCUUUUUAGGCGAGCUCGGCAGGUAGCUCCAGCUAUUAUCUUUUUUGAUGAAAUCGAUGCAGUAGGUGCAAAUCGGGGGAAUCGAAGUGAGAGUCAUGUUGGUGAACGCGUACUGACACAGUUACUCACCGAGCUUGAUGGUUUGGAGGAAAAAGGCGAUGUGUUGGUGCUAGCAGCGACCAAUCGACCCGACAGAUUAGACAGUGCAUUGCUUAGGCCAGGCAGAUUUAAUCUCACUAUUCAUGUUCCUUUGCCAGACGAAGAGACUAGGCUUGAAAUUUUGCGCAUUCGAUUGAAUCAAAUGAAAGUUAGUGUUGAUUUGGAUGUGGAAGAUAUAGGUAGAAGGACCAAAGGGUUCUCUGGUGCUGAAGUGGUUGAACUUUGUGAUCAGGCCGUACGUGAAGCGUUACUCGAGAAUAGAGAUGCUGACAAGCUUGAAUUUCGACAUUUCCAUCAAGCAUUGAACGAAAUUAUGCCGCGAACUCCAAACUGGCUGUUGAGUAUUUAUAAAGAAUUUAAAGGAGGUGCUAAUUAG